Molecule: messenger RNA, 3433 nt
Organism: Phyllostomus discolor (pale spear-nosed bat)
Lineage: Eukaryota; Metazoa; Chordata; Mammalia; Chiroptera; Phyllostomidae
Gene: SCMH1
Product: Scm polycomb group protein homolog 1
Biological process (GO): regulation of DNA-templated transcription
Cellular component (GO): nucleus
Molecular function (GO): protein binding
Source: RefSeq, a predicted model, not a curated record
CGCCUCAGCCCCAGUCGCGACCGCCUGGAAAGAGCCCCCCGCCGCUCGCCCCGCUGCCGCCCUCCCGAGCGGUCCCCGCCCGCCCCCUUCAGGCGUCCUCCCUUGAUCCCGACGCAGGGGAAACAUGGCGGCGGGGAGGGAGUGAGCCGCCCCGCGCUGCUUCGCGUCCGCAGAUUUCUCCAUCUUACUAAAGAGAAAUGAUUUCCUAUUUGGUAUAGCUGAUGGUACCAUGCAAAACUCAGAUCCUCGAAAAGAUGGAGAAAUUAACAUACAGAGAAACUGUCUUCUCAGAGGUCAGAGCGAGGUAUUGGUGGAUCCAGGGAUAAAUCCCAAACUUCCUAACACCUUGACCAGUUUUUAGUUCAUUGACUAUGCAGCCUAGUGAAAUAGACUGGAAUGAUGUUAGAAAACACAAAUAUGGUCAUCUAUUGGAGUCUGUAUCCCAACAUCAAGAAGCUACUGACAUCCUGGAGCUAGGUCAUUUUACCUGGGACAAAUACCUAAAAGAAACAUGUUCAGUCCCAGCGCCUGUCCAUUGCUUCAAGCAGUCCUACACACCUCCAAGCAACGAGUUCAAGAUCAGCAUGAACUGGAGGCACAGGACCCCAGGAACACCACAAUCCACCUGUAUCGCCACAGUAGUUGGACUGACGGGUGCCCGUCUCCGCCUUCGCCUUGAUGGCAGUGACAACAAGAAUGACUUCUGGCGGCUGGUUGACUCAGCUGAAAUCCAGCCUAUUGGAAACUGUGAAAAGAAUGGGGGUAUGCUGCAGCCUCCUCUAGGAUUUCGGCUGAAUGCCUCCUCUUGGCCCAUGUUCCUUUUGAAGACGCUAAAUGGAGCAGAAAUGGCUCCCAUCAGGAUUUUCCAUAAGGAACCACCAUCACCUUCCCACAACUUCUUCAAAAUGGGAAUGAAGCUAGAAGCCGUGGACAGGAAGAACCCUCAUUUCAUUUGCCCAGCCACUAUUGGGGAAGAGGGCUCAGAGGUGCUUGUCACUUUUGAUGGGUGGCGAGGAGCCUUUGACUACUGGUGCCGCUUCGACUCCCGCGACAUCUUCCGUGGGUGGUGUUCCUUGACUGGAGACCUACAGCCACCUGGCACUAAAGUUGUGAUUCCAAAGAGUCCCUGUCCUGCAUCUGAUGUGAACACUGAGAAGCCCAGCAUCCACUGCAGCACCAAAACUGACUUGGAGCAUCAACCAGGGCAGAGAGGGCGUAAACCAGGAAAGAAGCGGGGCCGGACACCCAAGCCCCUCAUUCCCCAUCCCAUCGCCACCCCAUCUAAGUCAGCUGAACCUUUGAAAUUCCCAAAGAAGAGGGGUCCCAAACCUGGCAGUAAGAGGAAACCUCGGACUUUGAUGAACCCACCACCCACCUCACCAACAACCAGCACCCCUGAACCGGACACCAGCACUGUACCCCAAGAUGCUGCCACCAUCCCCAGCUCAGCCAUGCAGGCCCCCACAGUUUGUAUUUACUUGAACAAGAACGGCAGCACUGGCCCCCACUUAGAUAAGAAGAAGAUCCAGCAGCUCCCUGACCAUUUCGGGCCAGCCCGCGCCUCUGUGGUGUUGCAGCAGGCUGUCCAGGCUUGCAUCGACUGUGCUUAUCACCAGAAAACUGUCUUCAGCUUCCUCAAACAGGGCCACGGUGGUGAGGUUAUCUCAGCCGUGUUUGACCGUGAACAGCACACCCUCAACCUCCCAGCCGUCAACAGCAUCACCUACGUCCUCCGCUUUCUGGAGAAACUCUGCCACAACCUUCGCAGUGACAAUCUGUUUGGCAACCAGCCCUUUACACAGACUCACUUGUCACUCACCACCACAGAGUACGGCCACAGCCACGACAGGUACCUACCAGGUGAAAACUUUGUCCUGGGGAAUAGUCUGGCCCGGUCCUUGGAGCCACACUCAGACUCAAUGGACUCUACCUUGAAUCCCACCAACCUUGUCAGCACCUCCCAAAAUCUUCGAACCUCUGGGUACCGGCCUUUGCUUCCAUCCUGUGGCCUCCCGCUGAGCACUGCCUCAGCUGUGCGUAGGCUGUGCUCCAGGGGAGUGUUAAAAGGAUCAGAUGGAAGCAGGGAUAUGGGAUCGUUUUGGAAACUAACUCAUUCCCCAGGGUCAGACAGAUACCUAGAAAGCCGGGAUGCCCCUCGACUGAGUGGCAGGGACCCCUCCUCAUGGACAGUCGAGGAUGUGAUGCAGUUUGUUCGGGAAGCUGACCCGCAGCUCGGACCCCACGCUGACCUUUUUCGUAAACACGAGAUUGACGGCAAGGCGCUGCUCCUGCUGCGCAGUGACAUGAUGAUGAAGUACAUGGGUCUGAAGCUGGGGCCCGCGCUCAAGCUCUGCUACCACAUUGACCGGCUGAAGCAGGGCAAGUUCUGAACAGGAAGCACGGCACAGACACCUGAGUGGGGAGCGGAUGGGGCCGGCGACCUUCCCCCAGGAAGCAGCAGGCCCACUCCCGGUGCCUCACUGGGGUUCGGGGCCACCUCAGGACUGCAGGAGGCUGUGCGAGACCCCACUGCUGCCCUCCUGUCAUGACGUGUCCUUCCAUGAAGGGCUGAGAUGGGGGAGUGUGGGGCCCAGGGCUGGCACUACUCUUCCCUCAGCCCUGCCUCUGCUCUGAGGCCCUCUAUUUAUUUCCCGAGCAUGGCGGCCUCUCACCAGAAGUUUAGACUGAACAGCUACCAUGUGAUGGCGGAAGGAGCCAACCCCUGGGCUUCGGAAGAAGGGGCCCUGAAUUGACCCUUGCACCCGGUUCCCUUACCACCUGCUGGGCCUGCUGUGGCGCUGUUGGCCACAGCUCCUGCCUUUUCCUAUGAGUUCCCCAGACUUUAAACUCAUGGUGCAGACCUCUACCUUUUUUAAAAAAGAUCUUUCCUCAUUGCUAAUUUAUUGCUUCUGGCACUGGGGCAAGCCCUUCAGUUCCUACUCCUCUCACCCCAAACCUGGGGCUUUAGGAGGAGAGAGACUGCCCUGCCCUGGUCCCAGAGAGGCGUGGCCCCUCCACAGAGGACGUGGCCCCAGGGCACUUUCUCUUUGGGCUAGGCAGACCCCUAAGGCCUUGACCACAUCACUCAGCGUGGGGAGGAAGGGUCCUUGUUGCCUUGCCCUGUCUCCCUCCACUGGGCCCUUUGCAGCCCCAGCCUGAUCUGCGGGAGUGGGAGUGCCCUGCCCCGCACCGUCCCCGACACAGCUUCCUGCCGUGGCCAGAACCGCUGCAGCAGAAGGUUGCGCUAAUGAUUUUAGGCCAAGAAGGCCCUGAAGUGGGUGGGAGGAAAGGGUCUCCAGGCUGGAGCCUGGCUGCACCCAGGCCACGGUCCACAUGCUUCCUUCAUAAACAGGUCAGCAGCAGCGCUGCCCUGCUGCUAUUGGGACUUAUUUUAUGUCAAUUUGUUUAUAAAUAAAAAACAACAUAGAUGUCA